ACAUCUAACUAUCAAAAUUUCGGAGCCACUCUUUUCUCAGUUUGACUAUACAUAUUUUCCAAUUGAUAUAACUUAUAUCUCCAGAAGAAAAAUCAUUUUGUAAACUUGUGAAGUGAUAAAUUCUGCUUCAUUUUAAUACACCCAAAGUUAGUGUAAAUUUUGGAGUUCAUUGAUAUUUCAAGGAUUGUGUAAUAAAAUUAUUGGUGUUAUAAAAGUGAUCUUUCUGCUGUUUGGGGUUAAGUUCGAUGACAGUAAGCAUUUUAGUGGUCAUUCUCAGUCAGAAAGCAAAUGGCUAUUGUAUUAACUCGUUGAUACGCUCAAUGUCUUACUAAGAUGUAGUCUUUCGUAUCUUAAUGUAUACAUCAUUACAAAAAUCAUUACGCAAUUACCCCUGGGAUAAGUGUUGAUAUUUGUGAACUUCUUUUAUUCCAUGACUCCUUCACCUGAUAAUACAUGAUCGUGAAAUUUUUCUUGCAUUCAGUUGACCAUCGACUCAAUCGUAACAAUCAUCCACUUAUUUUGUGUUAGUGGAAAAUGACAGUGUUAGAAGCAGAGGAAGACUCGGAUGAACGGUCCGUACCCCCUAGGAAAAAAUUUUGUUUAUCGCUUUCACGACGUGAUCAUAAUAUUUCAAAGAAUAUUACUCAGCCCCCUCAUUCGUCUUCACGAGGGGGCUUUUUCGAAGAUCAAGAUCUUCCAUAUAAUACUAGCAAAAUGUUGAAUGGAUAUCGAAGUCAACUAGGAACUCAUCAAGAUUCAUCGUAUGAUAUUUUAGGUGGAAGUUCAGAUGGAUUGAGAAUAGCAACUUUAUGCAAUCUCGGAAAUACCUGUUUUUUAAAUAGCGUUAUAUAUACAUUACGCUUUGCACCUUCAUUUUUGCACAAUUUGCAUCAUCUUGCAACUGAUUUGUCAAAUUUGAAUGAUAAACAGUUACAAACAAAGUUCAAAUCAUCAUCUCUUGGUCGUACCGGAGUUUCAUUGACGUCAAGUGGUAAUCGAAGCUGGAGUAGUAAAGAUCUAUCAGCUCUUUCAGGUAUUAGUGAAUUGAAUAAAUCUCGAAUUCAAGUAGCUACCGAAAAACUUCAUGAAUUGUUUGUGGCAUUACGGCUAUCUGAAACAAGAGAUAGUUGUGAACCUUAUCAACCGGAUGCUUUUUUACAGGCUUUAAGAGAUGUAAAUCCAAUAUUUGAAGGCAAUCAACAACAAGAUGCUCAUGAAUUACUUGUUUGUUUAUUGGAUAACAUUCGGGAAACAUUUCAAUUAUUAGUAAGAUAUAGAGAAAGUCAGUUUGGCCAAAGUAAUGGUGACAUGAUGGAUUUCACUAUGGACCGUUUGAUGGAUGUGCAAUUUGAAGGUAAUGGUUCUGGGAAACGAAGCAUACGUAAAAAAAAGCAAAAAAAAUAUCAACCAACACGAGGAAGUACUACUUGUUUAUCACAAACCAAUAUGAAUGGAAUUACACUACCUCCGAGAUCAUUCGAAAACGGUCAUAUGGAUUUCAUUGGUGGCAAUGGAGAAUUGAUAUCUCAUCGACCUGAAAGUAAAAAAUGUUUUAUUUCUGAAGAUUUUGAAGGUGUUAGUUUACUUCGUACUACUUGCCUGGAGUGUGAACAUGUUACUGAGCGUAAAGAAACUUUUUGCGAUAUUUGUGUUCCUAUUGAAACCGGCAAAUCAAAUGAAAAAGAUGAAAAUGGAAAAUUGAUAGAUGGUAGCGAGGUGUACAGACAUUCUGUGGUAACUAGUGAACUUUUGUGUGGAAGAGAUAAGUAUUGGUGCUCCAGCUGUUUAAGAUACAAUGAAGCUCGGCGUGCUGUCAGUUUUCCUGCGUUACCAAGACUUCUUGUUUUACAACUUAAAAGAUUUUCUACUGCAGCAGGUUCAAUGGAAAAAGUUAAUAAUUAUAUGCCAACACCAUUAACUCUACAAUGUUUUUGUGAAGAAUGCAGCAAUGAUCAACAAAGUAGUACAUCCAAUCGAACAUCAGAAUCCCGACACGUGUAUAAGCUAUAUUCAGUAAUAAUGCAUCAAGGUGCAACAUCAACUGCUGGUCAUUACAUAGCCUACACAAAGGUUCCAGAGGAUUCAAUGUUUACAGAAUAUUUCCGAUGUGAUCGUGAUGCUCGUCGUCAUAAUGUAUCACAGAGUAGUAGUAGUAGCAAUUCAACGAAUUCUGCAUCAUCAAGUAUCCUUAAGUGUUUUAGAAGCAAAUCCAAUAUCAGUGAAAAUAAGGAGCAUUUGAUAAAAAUGGGCUGUCGAAGUAUGGAAUGUUGUGGAAUACGUCGUGUAAAAAAUAUCGGAAAUACAUGGCUCGAGUGUGAUGAUGAAUUGGUCCGGGCCAUACGUGAACGGGAAUUACUUGAUAAGCUUGCACCAAAUCCACGUAACUCUGCGACACCAUAUCUUUUAUUUUACUAUCAGCAGGUCUCCGUCGACUUUGUAAACAUGGUAUUUACUGCCUGUACAUAUUUGGCCUUAGCUGGGGCUGCUUGGAUAUUACUACGUCUUCUACAAGCUUGCUUUUGGUUACCACGACAUUUAAAACAACAAAAUUCUAUGCAAAAAAUGCUACAAGAUAAAGUGGACGGUUACGAAAAAUAUAUAUUAGAAUGCGAACAAAAAGAACGCGAGGCUGCUGAAGCAAAAAAAAUUGAUGAAAAUACCAUAAAUGAAGAAGGUAUGAUCAAGCAAACCAUACCGAUAGAUGAAAAAAAGUGGAAAGAGCGAAGAGAAUGUUUGGAAAUGUUAAAGAAAGAAUUGAAACGGGUAAGUGAUGGUGGGGAUCCCUAUGACUGGGAUCAUCUUCUUGAAGAAGACGAAGAUGAAAAAGAAGAUAUUUUAAAUAAAGAAGACAACAAAGAUUAUAAUACAAAAGAAGAAACGUUCGAUAAUGAAGAGAAUUUAAAUAAAAAAGUUGAUAAUGAAUCAGAAAAAGAUGAAAGUAAAAAAGAUAAAUAAAAAUUAUCUCCAAUAAUUAUACACGAAUCAAAACAA
Chelonus insularis is the source of this 2991-nucleotide messenger RNA. Its product is annotated as ubiquitin carboxyl-terminal hydrolase 1-like. Gene Ontology annotation, molecular function: cysteine-type deubiquitinase activity. Gene Ontology annotation, cellular component: cytosol; nucleus. Lineage: Eukaryota; Metazoa; Arthropoda; Insecta; Hymenoptera; Braconidae. The transcript is spliced from 10 exons. The record is from RefSeq and is a predicted model, not a curated record. Gene Ontology annotation, biological process: protein deubiquitination. The coding region runs from base 535 to 2955 and encodes 806 amino acids.